Messenger RNA from Triplophysa dalaica, 1261 nucleotides. It is a transcript of the gene usp18, whose product is annotated as ubiquitin specific peptidase 18. The transcript is spliced from 10 exons. Gene Ontology annotation, molecular function: cysteine-type endopeptidase activity; cysteine-type deubiquitinase activity. Gene Ontology annotation, cellular component: nucleus; cytosol. NCBI's taxonomy places the organism in Eukaryota, Metazoa, Chordata, Actinopteri, Cypriniformes, Nemacheilidae. Gene Ontology annotation, biological process: protein deubiquitination. The record is from RefSeq and is a predicted model, not a curated record. Bases 192 to 1181 code for a protein of 329 amino acids.
GUAAAAAUAACAGUUUCAUCGGAUGUUUGUAAUCUUCACAGAUCGCUGCGAUGUUACAUAGUGACCGGAGCAUUGUAACAUACGUGACUCCGGCUGUUUCAUAUAUGUACAAAUUGAUCGGUUUCUAUUGCACACACCUAAAUGUAAAGGUGUUUCUGCUGAAAAAAGAACACUGAAGAUUUUGUCUGUGGAUGGGGCAAUUCUGGAUUAAAAUGUAUUCGUAUUAUUAUUCACGGUUCAAUCACAGAGAUUAUGUGAGAGGCCUUAACAACUACGGUCUGACCUGCUGUAUUAAUGCUUUGCUUCAGUCUUUCUCUGCCACCCCAGAACUGCUGGAAUUACUGGAGAAAUAUCAUCCAGCAGAAAAUGAGCGGAAUAAAGUGCCAAUGAAGUUGAAGAACACCCUGUGUGCUAUGAGGAAAGACCAAAAACAUCAUUCUCCACACAGAGACUUCAUUGACUGUCUCCACCAUCACUCCAUACACCGUAUGCAUCUGACACGAUUUAUUCAACAUGAUGCAGAUGAAAUAUUCCACAGUAUACUUAAUCUCACCCAGAAACAGAUGAUCGAUAAAGACUUGGCUGAGGAAAUCCGUAAAGUCUACGAGAUAAAGGUGGAGACGCAAGUGAUGUGUAAAGAAUGUGGACACAUUGAAAAAACGCCCAACUCUCUAUACAGCCUCCCUUUGGCUAUUCGUGAGGGGGACAACACCCUGGAGAGCUGUGUCCAGUCCUUUACCCAACAGGAACCUCUGAGGAGUGGUAACGAGUGUUACUGUGACUGGUGCAUGAAAAAACAGCCCACCACUCAUCAACUGAAACUUGUGUCGCUGCCUUCAGUGCUGUGUAUCCACCUCAAGAGAUUCAGAAAUUAUGGAAAUACCAGGAAACUCAACGACAGAGUCACCUUCCCUGAAACACUAAAUAUGAACAUUUUUAAUGGACAAUCAGAAAAUGCUAAAGAGUUUUACAGUCUCUAUGGCGUCAUAGUGCACUUAGGAUCUGCCUUUUCUGGUCAUUACACUGCUUUCAUCCGGGACACUCCGGAUCAGAAUUGGUUUUAUGCUGAUGACAGCUCUGUUCGACAAGCCACCUGGAAAGAUGUGCAGGAGACCUAUGAAGGAAGAAUGACGGCCUACUUGCUUCUGUACAGAAAGAUGAGCGAGAGUGCAUCUGGAUAACUGAGGGGAACUCUGCAGGCUUCAAUUCACAUGAUAAAACUCUACAUGAUAUGGUUUUCAAUAACAGGACCAAAGUUAUU